AUGGCGACGCACACAUUCGCUUCGCCUCCCACCCGCUUCACCGUCGACAUCCCGCAGUCAGAAGUCGACGAACUUCACUUCCGACUCGACAAGAACCGCUGGCCAGCGGCAGAGAUCGUUCCGGAGGAUGGGACGGACGAUCCGACGGCGUUUGGUCUUGGAGCAGGACCGACGCUGCCACUCAUGAAGGAACUGGCGAAGGGUUGGCGCAAGUUCGACUGGAAGAAGGCGCAGGACGACCUCAACACCUUCGAGCACUACACUGUCGAAAUUGAGGAUCUCUCGAUCCACUUCCUCCACCACCGCUCGACUCGUCCGAAGGCUGUUCCCCUCAUCCUCUGCCACGGCUGGCCAGGCCACUUCGGCGAGUUCCUCAACGUCAUCCCGCUCUUGACGGAGCCGGCGGACCCGUCUGCACAGGCGUUCCACGUCGUCGUGCCCUCGAUGCCUGGUUAUGCCUGGUCUUCGCCUCCUCCGUCCUCCAAGUGGAGCAUGCCUGACACCGCGCGGGUCUUCGACAAGCUUAUGACCGGGCUUGGCUACGAGAAGUACAUGGCGCAGGGCGGAGACUGGGGCAGCAUCGCUGCUCGCUGCCUUGGCUCGCUUCACAAGGAUCACUGCAAAGCCGUCCACCUCAACUUCCUCCCCGUCUUCCCGCCCGUCCCGAUGUGGCUCAUCAACCCACACACGCUCCUCGCCUGGGCUCCGCGCUUCCUCGUGCCGGAGAAGCAGGCUGCGCGUAUGAAGCGCGGGUUGGCGUAUCUCGAGAAGGGCUCCGCCUACUACGUCAUGCAGCAGUUGACGCCUCGCACGCCCGCGUACGGUCUGACCGACAGUCCCGUCGGCUUGCUGGCCUGGAUUGGCGAGAAGUUCGAGCCGACCAUUCAGGAGGCGAGCAAGCAAGCCCAGCCGACCCUGACUCGUGACGAGCUCUACUUCACCUGCUCGCUGUACUGGUUCACCCGCUCAAUCGGCACCUCCUUCCUCCCCUACUCGCUCAACCCGCACUUCACCACCUUCCUGACCGACAGCAAGUACCACUUGCCCAACUUUGCCCUCUCGCUCUACCCGGGCGAGAUCUACUGCCCUGCAGAACGGGACGCUAAGCGAACUGGCAACCUCAAGUGGAUCAAGGAGGCUCCGGACGGAGGACACUUUGCUGCGCUCGAGAAGCCCGACGUGUUUGUCGACCAUCUCAGGGAGGCGUUCGGCGUGAUGUGGGAGAAGUGA
Molecule: messenger RNA, 1230 nt
Organism: Rhodotorula toruloides NP11
Lineage: Eukaryota; Fungi; Basidiomycota; Microbotryomycetes; Sporidiobolales; Sporidiobolaceae
Product: microsomal epoxide hydrolase
Exons: 10
Coding region: 1-1230 (409 amino acids)
Biological process (GO): epoxide metabolic process
Molecular function (GO): epoxide hydrolase activity
Source: RefSeq, a predicted model, not a curated record